AUGCCGAAUACUCGAAAGCGCAAGGGGUCGCCGGCACUCGAGGAGGCUGCAGAGGCGUCCAAGCGACGAUUCACUGAGACCGAACAGGAUGCGCACGAUGAGGAUACCACGCAAGAGGCCAACACGAAGUCUGAAACCGUAGAAGCACAAGCGGCUACGGGCGAUCAGGAGGGAACUUCAGUACCUCCGGCUUCAGAAGCGCCAGCAAACGAUCGUGCUGCUCGCUUUGCCGCUUUGCGCGCUCGCAACGCGGCCAGUCGCAAAUCGAAUCUACAAGACACCAAGCAUGAAGCCCAACGUGCUUCGGUCGACCCAUCUCAGCUCAAUUCUCUCAACCGCAAGAAAGAGGUCGCAAACCACAAGCUCUUGAAAGCUGAGGUCGAGGAAUCUGGCGAAGACUUCGAGCGCAAGCGAGCGUGGGACUGGACGGUGGACGAGAGUGAGAAGUGGGAUAAGAGGAUGGUAAAGAAGGAGCGCAAUCGCGAGAAGAACGCGUUCCAGGACUACUCUCAAGAAGCUGGGAAGGUGUACAAGCGGCAGCUUGGCCAGAUGGCGAAGGCGGGUAUGGACGAGAGGCUGGAGGCCUACGAGCAGGACAAGCGGGAUGCAAUCAACAGGGCAGUCCAGAGCGGUGGCUUGGAGAUUGUGGAAGCACCAGAUGGGGAGCUCAUUGCUGUGGACAAGGACGGCAGCUUUUAUUCCACCGCGGACAGCACAUCGUUUUCGGAGAACAAGCCUUCACGAGCUGCGGUGGACAGACUGGUUGGCGACAUCAAGAAGGCGGAAGAGGCUCGGAUGAAGAAGCGUAGAGAGCGUGGACGGGCAGACGACGAUGGAGGCGACGUCACCUACAUCAACGAGAAGAACAAGCAGUUCAACAUGAAGCUGGCUCGUUUCUACAACAAAUACACUGCAGACAUCAGAGACAGCUUCGAGCGAGGCACAGCGAUAUGA
Molecule: messenger RNA, 954 nt
Organism: Zasmidium cellare ATCC 36951
Lineage: Eukaryota; Fungi; Ascomycota; Dothideomycetes; Mycosphaerellales; Mycosphaerellaceae
Exons: 1
Coding region: 1-954 (317 amino acids)
Cellular component (GO): post-mRNA release spliceosomal complex; Prp19 complex; catalytic step 2 spliceosome
Source: RefSeq, a predicted model, not a curated record